Letharia lupina is the source of this 930-nucleotide messenger RNA. RefSeq lists its product as uncharacterized. Gene Ontology annotation, molecular function: homocitrate synthase activity. NCBI's taxonomy places the organism in Eukaryota, Fungi, Ascomycota, Lecanoromycetes, Lecanorales, Parmeliaceae. Gene Ontology annotation, cellular component: mitochondrion. The transcript has 4 exons. The record is from RefSeq and is a predicted model, not a curated record. Bases 1 to 930 code for a protein of 309 amino acids.
AUGCACAAUGCCCGUAUUGCUGUGGAAAGAGGUGUGGACCGAGUGGAUGUAGUUAAUAAGGGCUUGGAGAUCCGUUCCAGUACCGAGGACAGCUUCCGUAACAACCUUGCCGACGUCUUAAGCAUCCAUUCCCUUGUUGAUAAGGUCGGCGUCACGAGCGUAAGUCUGGGUCAACAAGGAGUAUCAUUUUCGUUAGCCUUUGCAACCACGUCGGAACAGCAGACAGUAGGCGUUGCUACAGCGCGUGAGGUUUGUGAUCUAGUGUGGGUAUCUCUGCCCGCUGUGACCAACACCAUGCUGAUGACUAGCAGGAGAUCUCUGCGUGGAGCGGUGCAGUGUGAAAUUGAAUGCGACUUUCACAAUUAUACAGAUUGCGCAAUUGCCAACGCCUUCUCUGCCCUUGAAGCGGGCGCUCGCAUGCUUACCAUAGACCGCGAGUACGAUCUGACUAAGCUCAAGCGUGUUAGGGAUCUGGUAACUUCUGCGAUUGAAGUCAACGUUCCCUUCAAUAAUCCUGGCAAGAGCUCCUGUGCCUUCACCCACGAGGCUGGCAUCCACGCCAAGGCAAACCCUGCAACGUACGAGAUCAUCAAUCCCAGACUUCGAUGUGCAGCGCAACGUGCACUUAGCGAGCGGAUCGACGGGCUGGAAUGCGACCAGCUCGGACUUCCCAUGACAGACUCACAGACCAAGCAGUGCACAGUGAAGGUCAACGUCAUGGCAGAUGUCCGUAGACUGGCGUUCGAGGGUACCGACGCCAUCAUCAGGGCGAUCUACGAUAAUCUGAACAGGGUGUCAGAAAAGCCUUUGCUAGCGCAUAUGACGAUGGCCGAGAAGAAAGAGCUCGCCAGGAAGGAGAUGGAGCUCCACAUGGAGCCGGAGAAGCGAAGACUUGAUCGAAUUGUCGACUCGCAGGCUCGAUCUUCUUGA